Molecule: messenger RNA, 1510 nt
Organism: Myzus persicae (green peach aphid)
Lineage: Eukaryota; Metazoa; Arthropoda; Insecta; Hemiptera; Aphididae
Gene: Ak6
Product: adenylate kinase isoenzyme 6
Exons: 4
Coding region: 416-943 (175 amino acids)
Cellular component (GO): cytoplasm; nucleus
Molecular function (GO): ATP binding; AMP kinase activity; ATP hydrolysis activity
Source: RefSeq, a predicted model, not a curated record
AUCUACUUUCACAUCGAGCAUUCGAGCUUCGAACCUAAUUAUCACAGAAGACAGAACAGAUUUCAUCUGUAUUCUAAUUCUAUUCUAUGUCUUAUGGUAUUAUAUAGAUUAGGUAUAUUCUCAGAUGUGAAUGAUAAAUUAUGUGUUUCUUAUAAAGUGUUACCGUGUUACUUAAUACCUACUUUGGGUACAAUAAAUACGUAAUAAUAAUAAACAAUUCUUCUUCAAGUAAUAUUAUUUAUGAUAAAUAAAUAAUAAUAGUUUGUUAUUAUAAUCAAACUCUUUAUCGCAAAUUUGUUCUAAUCAUAUUAUUUGGUACUUCAGUGUCGUGAACGCGUGAAUACUAAAUAAUACAAUAAUAAUUAUCAACUAUUACACAUUUACACUAGUUUGUGUACCAAAUCGUUUUUUAAAAAUGAGAAGAAAACCAAAUAUUCUAAUUACUGGUACACCCGGUGUAGGAAAAUCAAAACUGUGUGAAGAAUUAAUUCGAAGUGGAUUAGAUAUGGAAUGGAUUGAAGUUGGUCAAGUAGCUAAGCAGUGUAAUUGUUAUUCUGGAUAUGAUGAAGAAUUGGAAUGCCAUAUACUUAAUGAAGACAAAGUAUUGGACGAGUUAGAAUCGAGAAUGGAAGAAGGAGGUAAAAUAAUUGAUUACCAUGGUUGUGAUUUCUUUCCUGAAAGAUGGUUUGAUGUAGUAUUUGUAUUGAGAACUAAUAAUACAUUAUUGUAUGAUCGUCUUGAAAAAAGAGGAUAUUCAACUAAAAAGCUUCAAAACAAUGUAGAAUGUGAAAUAUUCCAAACUUUACUUGAAGAAGCUAUGGAAUCAUAUGACAACAACAUUGUAAACGAGUUACGCAAUGAAACCUAUGCAGAUAUGGAACGCAAUAUUACUCAAAUAGGUGCUUGGGUAAACCAAUGGAUUAAAGACAAUGUUAACAAAUAGAAUUAAAUAUAUUUAUAUACUUGUGCAUCCCAAAAAAUACAUCUUUUUUUUAUUUAACAUACCUAUUAUAAAACAUUAACUGUUAUUUGAUGAAUAAUUUAAUUUUGAUAUUUUCUUUUAAUUCUUGUUAUUACGUUAAUGUUAAAGUUGGAAAAAAAUCAAUUAACAAACUUUUUAAUAUUAUAUUAGUAACUAAAAUAUUGUGUUAGUUAAAAUUUAAAAUAAAAUAAUAUAAAUUGUUUUUAUCACAUAGACAUAUUAUUCCGGAGCCGAUGGGUAAAGGGAAUAACUAUACUUUAUAGUUUUUAUACAUUAACUUAAUAUAUAAUAUACCUAUUGUGUUUGUAUAGUAAUAUGCUAUCGAUAUAAUUUAAUAGAGAUUACUGACAAUCAAAAUUAACUACAAAAUAAAAUUUUCAAAAUAAUUUGACAUGUUUUUGCUGUUUAUAGUAAUUUAAAAUUUGACAUUUGUUUAGUUUUUUUCGCUGGGUAAAAAGUUUGAAAGUUUAAACCGAGUUUCCUGAUAUAUUGUUAGUUGUUACAACAGUAGUUGAAAAAUAUUAAAAA